ACCACCCUGCAUUCCCUUUUUCCCACCCGUCCCCUUUCAUCACCAACGCACGGCUUGUCGAUUAAUUCAGCAUCGGCAAUUGCUCUACACUCGAAUCCAACGAAUUGCGCCACCGUAUUCCAGCUACUUGCCGCCGCAAUUCCCAUCAGGGGCUCGCUCUCUCACUCCCUUUCCAAUCCAUCCUAUAUAAUAAUCAACCGCCACCAUGGUUGUUCUCACCGAAGUCGAGGACGAGCACUUCCAGCAGAACCCUGCUGCCGAGUUUGAGGACGACGAGGACUACUCGGAUACUGACUCUGAAAUCUCCAACGACUCCGACUACGAUCCCAGCGAGGAGACACUAGCCGAGCGUCUGUACGCGCUGCGCGACAUUGUCCCCCCCACAACACGAGGCUGGAUCUCCAACAAGGUCAACGCCAUCUCCAGCAGCGCCUGGAGCGUGCUCUCCUUCAGCGGCAAGGGCGCCUGGGUCAUCACGACAUCGGCCCUCUUCUUCGGCGUCCCCUUUGCCCUCUCCUUUGUCGAGGAGCAGCAGCUCGCCGCCAUGGAGCAGGAGUACAACAUGCGCCAGGCCGGUGGCGACCUCUUGACUGCCGGCGCUGAGCAGAGCACUGCUGAGCGCGUCGGCGCCGCCAUUGGCGAGCAGAAGACUGAGGCUUCUCUGUAAACUGUUCAAACGAAGACAAGAAAAACAGAUGGAAAAGAAAAAUCUCCAAAAAUUUUGGGCUGCCCCCGCGCAGGCCGUGUAGCAUUAACUCUCCAACGUGGGCGGAUAGCAUACAACGGGACGAAUUAUUUAAAAGCCUCAGCUGCGUUAUGACAAAAAAGGGAGGGGGGAAGGUUGUACAAGAAGAGAAAGAAAAAUGGAAUAGGACACGAUGUGUCUUGUAUUGCGUCUUUUUUUCUCCAUCACUUGGUGUAUUAUUUUUUUUCGGCGGCCAUCUCAGCUCCGAGGGAGGACCUGAAUUUACGUGUACUUUUUUAUAUCAUGCUACGGCUGUUUAUUAUAUUAGAUUUGGGUUCUUAUGACUUUGUGUGUUCUGUCUGAGCUUGUGUGUGAUUAUACUUUGGGGUAUAUUAAGAUGUGACUUUUAGGUGACGGAAGGUUGUGACUACAAUAUCCAAGUGCCCACGAGAUGUCACACACAUCACGUAUAAUGGUAACUAGCACAUGUUGGUCCAUGUAGAUUUAGGGUCGUGUAUUGUAAAUUCAUGCAAGCUUGCUAUGCUAUUGGGGCUGUUUUUGUAUCGUACAGUGCAAUCUCGGAGUCAAGUCCAAACCGACAGUUGCGUUUCCUUCGUCCCUCCUUCACAUGCAUGCCAGAAAAGUGUAAUAAUAGGGGAGGUUUAAAAGAUGUUAUAGGGGGGAAUCAAAAAAUAAGAAGAGGGGGAUAGGUCAUUCCAAGAUACAUGGCAACAGUAGUCCUGGGGCGAAAAAGAAGAAAUAACAAAAGAAAGCCAUCCAUACAUCGCUGUCCAUCACAUCUAUAUCAGACCAGGGGGUGGUGCUUCCAAGUCGACAGCGGUGACGACGCGGCGCUGGGCCUCGCUGCGGUCAACGAGGCCCUUGAAGAAGUCGGAUGCGCGUUGGCUCUCGCCCAUAGUCUUGAUGGUCUCGUCGCGGCGCGUACCUAGAUCCUUGACGCUUUCCUCAAGGCGGACGCGCAGGUUGUCCGCGGGGAAGCGGAGGACCUUGCGGACGGCUGACGAGAUGCGGGUAGAGUUUGCGUGUACAUAGUCCAUCUCGGCAAGCUGUGCAGAUAUCUUGCUGGCCAGGCGAGGGGGCAGCGAAUUGGGGAUCUGCUGUAGGACGUAGGCGGAGGCGUCGACAUCGAUGAGGUGUUGCAAUCGCGAGGCGUGUUCGGAGGUGGUGCCGCUGCCGACAGUCAUGAAUCCUGGUCUGCCGUUUUGGGGCGCAUCAUGGUGCUGCGGCGCGUCUUGGUCGUCGUUGCCGGGCACAGCAGGGCCCUUGCCUUUGCUGGGGAAAUAUUCUUGGCUCAUUAUAUUGAGCUUUCUGCUUGCACCAACAUCGGAUCCGAGGAAAUCCAGGGGCUAGAGGG
This is a messenger RNA of [Torrubiella] hemipterigena, 2060 nucleotides long. Lineage: Eukaryota; Fungi; Ascomycota; Sordariomycetes; Hypocreales; Clavicipitaceae. The record is from the annotation of a GenBank genome assembly.